CUGCACAGUGAUUCCCUUGAAUGUGAAUGCAGUGUCCCCUGUGGGAUGCAGUAGGUGAUGCCCAGCUCUACUGCAAUGGCCAUUGGAGCUCUCUCUAGUUCUCUUCUUGUCACCUGCUGCCUCAUGGUUGCCCUCUGUAGUUCUACUAUCCCUGUGCAAAAACUGGCCAAGGCUCAAGACAAACAGGAGAUCAAGACAAGCCAGGAAAAGAGAGAUCACGCCUCCACCAGGGACAGCCAGACAGGCCCUGGGAAAAUGAAUGAAAUCGGCAGGAAUGGGAGGGAGGAGGGCACCAGAGAUUGGAAAAGCAAAGGAAACAGAAAUUAUUCAAGCAAAGACUCUUGGACUAAGCAGAAGCAGGCUUGGACUACUCAGGGAGCCAGCAGUAAAUCUGGGAAUAUUGAAGAUCAAGAGCAGAGCGACGGUGUCCCGGAGGAGCCUCAGGGGGCUGAAGAUCCCUCCCUGCCAGAAGCUGUAGCAAGCACUACACCUGAGCCCCCCGAGGAGUAUGCUUAUCCAGACUACCGUGGGAAAGGAUGUGUAGAUGAGAGCGGCUUUGUUUAUGCUAUCGGGGAGAAGUUUACUCCAGGCCCCUCUGCCUGCCCCUGCCUUUGCACUGAAGAGGGACCUCUGUGCAUACAACCUGAGUGCCCAAGACUCCACCCCCGGUGCAUUCAUGUCGAUACCAGUCAGUGCUGCCCACAGUGCAAAGAGAGGAAGAACUACUGUGAAUUCAGAGGGAAGACCUACCAGACUCUGGAGGAAUUCAUGGUUUCCCCAUGUGAGAAAUGUCGCUGUGAAGCCAAUGGUGAAGUGUUGUGCACAGUGUCUGCCUGCCCUCAGACUGAAUGUGUGGACCCAGUCUAUGAACCAGAUCAAUGCUGUCCCAUUUGCAAAAAUGGCCCGAACUGCUUUGCAGAAACCACUGUCAUUCCAGCAGGCCGAGAGGUGAAAACUGAUGAAUGCACUAUAUGUCAUUGUACUUAUGAAGAAGGCACUUGGAGAAUUGAACGACAAGCUAUGUGCACUAGACAUGAAUGCAAACACAUCUAGGAAACCUACAAAUCAAAGUACUUUGAUUUUUUUAUAAAACGUUUCACUGCGGUGAGCACCCAAGAUGACUCUGGGAAAUCUGAAUCAUUGUAAUUAGAAGAUUUGGGGAAGGAGAAAAGAAUGGCAUCCUGGUAUUUUGUUUUUCAUAGUAACAUAAUACUGCAAGGCAAAGAAAUGCACAUAUUUAAAGAAGUUUGGACAUAAAGAUUCCUGUCUUAAUAAAUGUGUUUUAUUUUCACAGCGAGUACACUGAAGUAUACUCUAU
Messenger RNA from Alligator sinensis (Chinese alligator), 1318 nucleotides. It is a transcript of the gene VWC2, whose product is annotated as von Willebrand factor C domain containing 2. Gene Ontology annotation, cellular component: AMPA glutamate receptor complex. Lineage: Eukaryota; Metazoa; Chordata; Crocodylia; Alligatoridae. Gene Ontology annotation, biological process: negative regulation of BMP signaling pathway. The record is from RefSeq and is a predicted model, not a curated record. The transcript has 3 exons. The coding region runs from base 58 to 1053 and encodes 331 amino acids. Gene Ontology annotation, molecular function: protein binding.